AUGGUUGCAUUGCAGCGCAAGGUCAAGCUCGUUACCGAGCAGAAGACCAUUCCCAAGGAAUCUCCGAUGUCCGACUUCCCCAUGAAGGAGUGGAAGGUCAACGUCUACAUGCUUGACCAGGACGGCAAUGAGCACCCCGCCAACUGCUUCAUCAAGGCUGUCUACAACCUGCACCCCUCGUUCGAGAACCCCCACCAGACCUUCACCGAGCCUCCCUUCACCUGCACCAACGAGGGCUGGGGUGAGUUCGAGAUGUCGAUCGACCUUUACACGACGGAGAAGGCCAAGAACACCUUGUUCCACGAUCUCAACUUCCAGCAGCCGACGUACGACGUGAUCCAGACGGUGGUGUUCAAGAACCCCUCGCAGGCUCUCACCAACCUGCUGCGCGAGACGGGCCCCGUUGGCAACGAUGACGAGGCGAAGGCCAAGCCGCGCAAGGCCACGGACGGCAAGAAGCGCAAGCUGAACUGGGACUACGAGAAGAUGGGCGAGGCUAUGACCAAGCUUGGCGAAGACGAGCUCCUGCACCUGAUCCAGAUGAUCCACGACAACAAGAGAGAGGAUACCUACACUCACAAUGACAUGGAGCAGGGCGAGUUCACGAUCGACCUGUACACUCUGGGCGAGCCGCUGACCAAGAUGCUAUGGGACUUCUUGGGAUCGUGCAACGCUCUCUGA
Anthostomella pinea is the source of this 681-nucleotide messenger RNA. The record is from the annotation of a GenBank genome assembly. Lineage: Eukaryota; Fungi; Ascomycota; Sordariomycetes; Xylariales; Xylariaceae.